CACACUUGCAAGUGGUGAGCAGCUACAGGUCUCAAUCCAAGGACUAUACCAUGCCUGGCUGAGAAGAACAGCAGAAGUCUCUGAUAACUCUGCCAAACUCUACACUUGGGAAGUAAUAUGACAACUGCUUGUCCAGAAACAGUGCAGAACAGCACUCUAAAGAAUUCAAUUCACUUGUAGAAGAUGGACUGGAGAUAAGUACGAUACAAGUACGGCAUGGAGCAAGAUUUUUAUAAACCAUCAAAUUCAACAAGAGCUUUAUUCUGACCAUAUGAAAAUGACUUUGCUUCAGACUCUGUAGCUGAUCAGCAUGUAAGCAUCACUGCAUUGUUUAAUGGAUUAGUAACUUCUCUAGUGCCUGCAAAAUUCCCUUGGAAAUGGAAGCUGAUAUUCCAUCCCUGUUCCUUCUGCUUGUGAUAACUGGUCUGUGCUUGUGCAAUGGCUACAUAUCUGAAGAAACCUUACAAACUGCACAGGUGUUUUUGGAAAAAUAUGGCUACCUUGAAGAAACAACAAAACAACAUAGUGGAAAACAGCUUGCAUCAGCAGUCAGAGAGUUUCAAUGGCUGUCCCACCUGUCAGUCAGUGGAGAGCUGGACACCUCUACAGUACAACAGAUGAUCCAGCCUCGAUGUGGCGUGAAGGAUAUUGAAUCACUAAAACUGGUAAAAAGUCACCAUCGCGGUCGACAACGCAAGAAACGUUAUAUAUCCAAAAGUAAGAAAUGGUACAAACAACAUUUAACUUAUCAGAUUGUCAACUGGCCCUGGUACCUAUCCCAGCAUCAGGUCAGGCAGGCGGUUAAAGCAGCGUUCCAGUUGUGGAGCAACGUUUCCUCUCUGACAUUCUCGGAGGCUCUGAGAGACCCUGCAGACAUCCGUUUAGCAUUCUUUGAUGGGGAUCACAAUGAUGGGGCUGGAAAUGCUUUUGAUGGACCAGGUGGUGCCCUGGCACAUGCUUUUUUCCCCAGAAGGGGAGAGGCUCAUUUUGACAGUGCCGAGCACUGGUCAUUGAAUGGUAAGGGCAGAAACCUGUUUGUUGUACUGGCACAUGAGAUCGGACAUACUUUGGGGCUUCCGCACUCCUCCUUCAAAAAUGCUCUGAUGUCCCCUUACUACAAGAAACUGAAUAAAGACUAUGUACUGAACUUCGAUGAUGUCCUGGCCAUCCAAAAUUUGUACGGAGCUCCCCCUAGUGGAAAUCUGGUGCAACUCCCUGGAAAACAAUUUGCCUUUUUUCAGGAUUGGAGUCCAGAACCACAUGAAGAUUCUGGAAUGAAACCUUCCUACUGCCACUCUAUCUUCGAUGCCAUCACGUGGGAUUUGAAAAAAACAUUAUACAUCUUUAAAGGCCGUCACUUUUGGAUGGUCUCAUUGGAUGGUAAAAUCUCACCACCCCAAACUCUUCAGAAGCGCUGGAAGAAACUCCCUUCUUACAUUGAAGCUGCAGUGGUAUCAGGUUUAGAUGGAAAAUUCUACUUCUUUAAAGGUGGAAGGUGUUGGAGGUACAAAGAUUCCAUAUUAGAAGAAGGCUUUCCUCAAAAAUGUAGCAUGAAUGGUUUGCCUCGUCGUCCUGACACUGCACUGUACUUUCAGCCUCUUGGUCACUUGGUCAUCUUCAAGGGCUCUAAAUAUUAUGUGGUGAAUGAAGAGUCUCUAACAGUGGAACCUUACUACCCACGCAGCUUGCAUGACUGGAAAGGUGUGCCUGCCAACAGUCAAAGUGUUCUGACCCAUCCUGAUGGAGCCAUCUACUUUUUCAAAGGUCACCAAUACUGGAUAUUUGACCAAAAGAAGCUGAAAGUAACUACUUCUGGGAAGUGGGCUGAAGAUUUGUCUUGGAUUGGUUGUAAAAAUGAUGUGACUUGAUUUUUCUUCAGUGUUAAAAUCACUUCACUUGUACUACAUAAUCUUGUAUAUAAGACCUACCAAGGAAUAAAACGUAGGACAACUUCAAAGGA
Xenopus laevis (African clawed frog) is the source of this 1960-nucleotide messenger RNA. It is a transcript of the gene mmp28.L, whose product is annotated as matrix metallopeptidase 28 L homeolog. The record is from RefSeq and is marked provisional. Gene Ontology annotation, biological process: proteolysis; extracellular matrix organization; collagen catabolic process. Gene Ontology annotation, cellular component: extracellular matrix. Gene Ontology annotation, molecular function: metallopeptidase activity; zinc ion binding; metalloendopeptidase activity. Lineage: Eukaryota; Metazoa; Chordata; Amphibia; Anura; Pipidae.